AUGCCUACUGACGAACUCUCCGACAACUACGUGGCGGAGUUGUUGAAGAAAGAUGCGAGGUCAAGCUCGGCACGCUACGCCUCCGUAGGGCUUCAGGCCUUCCUGCCUACGAGGCCAACGGGUCAGGCUCCCAAGCCAAACACGCGAUUUCUCCGAAAUAUCCUGCGCGACACAGACAAUCACAAUGCAGCUCUUCUUGCAAAGGAGGCCGAGGAAUCAAGAGCAAGACUCAAGGCUCUUCGUGAAAGCGGUGGCCAAGGAAGCAACGAGCGAUCACACAAGUCGCGCGAACUAGAUCGGAGAAGCGGGGGCGCCGAGUCCAGGCCUUCCAAGCGACGGCGUACAGGAGAGAGCGACACAGAGUCGGACAGAGGACACCGCCGGCGGCGGGACGACGAGCGUGGCUCUCGCCGAUCGCGUCGUUCGACGCGCGACCAAUCGAUAGACCGGAAUGACCAUAGAGACAAGGGGAAACGCAGUCGCCGCUCAUACGAUAGCGAGGAGGAUCGAGAGCAUCGCAGAUCGCGACACUCGCACAGGAGUCGCAGACACCGCGAUCGGAGCGCGACGGAUGACGAUACCAAAGACGGUCACAAAUCUGAGCGACGCCAUCGGCAUAGGCACAGGAGCCGAUCAGGAAGUAGAGACAGACGACACAGGUCUCGCCGGGAGACACGGUCCGAGAGUGUAUCUGAAGAGGAAGAACGCCGUCACAAACACAGAAGGCGCAGAUCGCCAUCGAGAGAGGGUUCGAGGGACCGCUUAAAGGAACGGAACCACGAGAAGCAGAAGGAGCCCACCACGGAACGGCCACCGCGCAGUGCGAAGCCGUCAGCGUCGGAAUCUGAUCCCCUGGAGGCAAUUGUUGGCCCAAUGCCUCCACGCCCUCAACCCAAAGUCCGUGUGCGCGGGCGUGGAGCCAUGAGAGCAUCUUCCACGAUGGAUGCCCAUUUUGCGGCUGACUACGAUCCCUCGCAGGACGUGCAGCCUGGUUCAGAGGAUGAUGACUGGGACAUGGCGCUAGAGGCUUUGCGUGAUCGGCAGCGGUGGAAACAACAGGGCGCGGAAAGACUGAAGGCUGCUGGUUUCACGGAAGAGGAGGUAAAGAAGUGGGAGAAAGGAGGGGAGAGGACCGAGGAGGAUGUCCGCUGGCGGAAGAAGGGCGAGGACCGAGAAUGGGAUAGAGGAAAGGUCGUUGACGACGACGGCCAUGUUGAUAUCCGCGCUGAGUGGGGACGACUGAAGGGCACCACACACUCGCUAAGCGGAAAUUCGAACAACGGCCAAACCGCCUGCGCGACCCGACGGGACGACACCACCGACGACACCACCUCGAAGCUACGACAAUCGACGCCAACGUCCCUAAUUCAAGAUGAGUACGUUCCUGGCACCGAUGGCGACCGCGCGACUUUUCCUCGACGACGGCAGGCACUGACGACCACCACAGCGAAGGGUACCUCCAGCUUCGGCAAGCGCCACAACAAGACGCACACCCUCUGCAGGCGUUGCGGUCGCCGCUCCCUCCAUGUUCAGAAGCACACUUGCUCCUCUUGCGGCUACCCCGCUGCCAAGGUCCGCAGCUACAACUGGGGCGAGAAGGCCAAGAGGAGGCACACCACCGGUUCCGGCCGCAUGAGGUACCUGAAGACCGUUCCCCGCAAGGCCAGCAACAACUUCCAGCAGGGCAUCGCCAAGCGCAAGGAGAGGUCGUCGGCGUAG
Diplodia corticola is the source of this 1719-nucleotide messenger RNA. RefSeq names its product 60s ribosomal protein l37. The transcript has 6 exons. Gene Ontology annotation, cellular component: ribosome. Lineage: Eukaryota; Fungi; Ascomycota; Dothideomycetes; Botryosphaeriales; Botryosphaeriaceae. Gene Ontology annotation, biological process: translation. The coding region runs from base 1 to 1719 and encodes 572 amino acids. Gene Ontology annotation, molecular function: structural constituent of ribosome. The record is from RefSeq and is a predicted model, not a curated record.